Molecule: messenger RNA, 1275 nt
Organism: Dreissena polymorpha
Lineage: Eukaryota; Metazoa; Mollusca; Bivalvia; Myida; Dreissenidae
Product: polyisoprenoid diphosphate/phosphate phosphohydrolase PLPP6-like
Exons: 2
Coding region: 99-806 (235 amino acids)
Molecular function (GO): sphingosine-1-phosphate phosphatase activity
Source: RefSeq, a predicted model, not a curated record
GAUUUCCCUACUUCCGUUAUAGAUAUUUCUGCGAGUGACAGCUGGUUGUCUAUGUCAAUAUCACGAAUAUUCUAAAAUUUUAACACAAACUUUGGAAGAUGGCUUCGUAUCGUAAGAAUGCUCGCAAUGGUUUAUCUCCCAAAAAAGAAACGCAUAAACAAAAUGGAGUUGACACCAACGAAAACUCUGGCAAUAAAGUAAUGAAAAAUUCCCUUUGGAAAAAAUUAGUGGACAUAGACGAGAAAUGCACAGCUAUUUGCGCAGUAUGUGCACACGAGAACUCACCGCUGAGCUUGUUAAGGCCGGUGAUGAAGCUGAUCGAGGUCUCGUGCCACGGGGUUCCCUGGCUCCUUGUCACUACGCUGUUCCUGUUGUCGGUGCAUAAAGCGCACCACGUAGAGAUGCUGGUGAAUCUGUUGUAUGGUCUAAUUCUUGACCUCAUAGUCAUUGGCAUACUGAAGACAGUUUUUAGACGAUCUCGGCCAGCUCACAACAAGAUGGACAUGUUUGCGACCGUUUCCAUUGACAACUAUUCCUUUCCUUCCGGGCAUGCAUCGCGAGCUGGAAUGCUGGCCUGCUUUUUCUUCAUGCGAUACCUGACAUGCCCUACAAAGAGUUUACUGGUUCUCACAUGGUCUCUGAUAGUAACUGCAUCCAGAGUGGCCUUGGGCCGCCAUCAUAUUGUCGAUGUUGUCUGCGGAUAUGGUGUUGGUAUUGCUGAGUAUUUGUUGUUGGUGUACCUAUGGGUACCGGUGGAAACCUGCUUGAGUUGGUUAGAGCUGUAUUUUAGUCACUUUCAUUUAUGAUUUUUAAUUUGAAUGGUCCUCUGGAUUCUCUUGACAUUAUGGAUUGUACAAUUUUUUAACAUUGUUAAAUUUCUAGAUUUUUACAAAAAGUCAAUGUCACAGUCAUGACUUGUGUGUUUUUUUGUUGCCUGCUAAAAGGUAUACUUGCAGUCAUCUGAAUUUGUAGUUUGAUCCAGCAAGCCCAAUUUUCGAUAUUUUUACUUGAUUUCAAGAAAAUGCUUAUAUGAAACUGCAGCAUGUCCAUUUUUUAUUUUGUAAGAAAAUCGUUCUCCUCGUCACUUCAAAUUAAUAUUUUUUUUUAAUUUUAUUUUUUAGUUACAAUGAGGUUAUUGCAAUUUUGAUUGGGUGACAACAAAUCUUUGAAUAACAUUUACUAAAAAUUACAAAUAAAUGUUAGAAUUUUCUUCAAACAUUUGUGAUACAUACCAUUACAGCUGCAGGUAAAAAUCGGCAGAUGAUUGCAAAUGUA